Molecule: messenger RNA, 2720 nt
Organism: Pteropus alecto (black flying fox)
Lineage: Eukaryota; Metazoa; Chordata; Mammalia; Chiroptera; Pteropodidae
Gene: TMEM38B
Product: transmembrane protein 38B
Exons: 7
Coding region: 299-1051 (250 amino acids)
Biological process (GO): potassium ion transmembrane transport
Cellular component (GO): membrane
Molecular function (GO): identical protein binding; potassium channel activity
Source: RefSeq, a predicted model, not a curated record
CUCCGGUGGUGGUGGUAGGUCGUCGUCAUGGCCUCUCCGUGGGAUGAGCUGACCCUUGCCUUUGCUCGCACGUCUAUGUUCCCCUUUUUUGACAUCGCCCACUACCUGGUAUCCUUGAUGGCGCUGAAGCGUCAGUCGGAUUGGAACAGGUCACCAUUUCUUGAGUUGUCACCAGAUGCAUAUCAUUAAACCUUGGCAUCACUUCACUUGACAGGAUGUGUACACCACAGAAAAUUCACAUCUGCCAACUCAUGUUCACUCCUGGGCACAUUUUGUUGUGUGGAAUGGAGCGGUGGAGAUGGCAUGGAAGAAUCCUGUUUCAAGUUGGUUUACUGCUAUGCUUCACUGCUUUGGUGGAGGAAUUUUAUCCUGUAUACUGCUUGCGGAGCCUCCAUUGAGGUUUCUUGCAAACAACACUAAUAUCUUACUGGCAUCUUCAAUCUGGUAUAUUAUUUUUUUUUGCCCAUGUGACCUAGUUUCCCGGGGCUAUUCUUUCCUACCUGUUCAACUCUUGGCUGCGGGAAUGAAGGAAGUGACCAGAACUUGGAAAAUAGUAGGUGGAGUCACACAUGCUAAUAGCUAUUACAAAAAUGGCUGGAUAGUCAUGAUAGCUAUUGGAUGGGCCCGAGGUGCAGGUGGUAGCAUUAUCACGAAUUUUGAGCAGUUAGUAAAAGGAGGUUGGAAACCACAAGAUGAUGAAUGGCUGAAGAUGUCCUACCCUGCCAAGGUAACCCUGCUGGGGUCAGUUAUCUUCACAUUCCAGCACACCAAGCAUCUGGCAAUAUCAAAGCAUAAUCUUAUGUUCUGCUAUACCAUAUUUCUCGUGACCACAAAGAUAACCAUGAUGAUUACAGAGACUGCUACUAUGCCUUUUUCUUCUAUUGAGGAUACGCUGAGUCGGAUGCUGUUUGGCUGGCAGCAACAGUUCUCAUCAUGUGAAAAGAAAAAUGAAACAAAAUCAUCUUUCAAUGGUACUGGUUCAUCGACCUCAAAACCUAUAGCUGAUACUUCAGAUAAAGUUAAAAAGAAACAUACUAAGAAGACUGAAUAAAUUUACUUGAUGAGUUUUAGAAGGCAAAAAUUUUUUUUCAUAUCUACCUGUCAGAUUGUGAUAAAUAUUUCUAUGUAAAUGAUGUGAAAUAAAGAUUAUAUAUAAGGAAUGGAGGUGACAAAAAGAAAGAACUUUUUUCUGUUUCAGGGAAACUAUCCCUCUCUGGAUUGUAAUUCUUGAGUGUUAGGAGUGUAUCAUGUGAAAUCGUUUUUCUAAGUUAUAUAGAAAUAUUCUAUUGUGAUUAUUUUAUAGUUUUAUAUUGAUAAAAGCUAGUUUUUUUUAAUGUUAGAAAAAGUAAAUCUAUUAUCAUUGUAAAAUUAUAAAAAGUAAAGCUUUUUUUAAAUUUAGGUGUUUUCAUACAUAGUUUUUAUUAGAAUCUAUUUGAGCUUUAGUUCAGCAAAAUUAAAACUUUUCUUUCACAUUACCAUUAUAAUUUCUAGAUAUGGAAAACAAUUCCUGUUUAAUUUUGAGCACUGGAAACAGUAAACUUUAAAUCACUUUCUAUUAUGAAUGGAAAUAAAUUACUAGUUUAUAUUUCAGAUGUAAACAUGUAUUUUUUGUCUACAUUGAAUGGAAAUAUCUGAAAUUUUGUUAGUUUUUUUCUAGUGGUAUUUUUCAGUGAGAACAGUAUUAGCAUGAGUCUCGAAGUCUGUUUCAUACCCUUGUUUAUACUGUUUUUUUUUCCUCAAAAGAAAAUCAAGGGUGUAAUUUUGAAUAAAUUACUUGUCCCAUGUUUUGCUUUGUAAGUUUCAUUUGAGGAGUUUAUAUUUUUUCUCUCUCCUUAAAACAUUUGUUUUAACUGUAGGAGAAAUUAUUCUUCUCAACAUUUCUCAUACUCUUCUUUCUGAUCUUGGUUUGAAUUCACUGAUGGUAGUAUCAUAUUAAUGGUUCAAGAAAAAGUAUUUCAAUUAAAAAUUUCCCCAUUUAUAUCACUUCUAAUAGGAGCCUUUUAGUUUUCUUGUUGAAAUGUCUUUCUAGUUUGCAUAUGUUUAUUUUAAUACAUAUGUACAUAUAUUAUUAAUUUUAUUUUAAAUUAAAACUAAUUACCCUUAUGUGAAAAUGCUUAGCUCUAAUGAGCAUUGUCCUUGGGCCUUUAGGUAGUAACCAGCUAAGCAAGAAGAAACAAACUGAAAUCUCAUAUGGUAGAAUGACUUUAAGUCUAGUUUCACUUUCUUGCUUUAUUUUGUAAUUUAAAAGUCCAGUUAUAACUUUAAAACUCUAUGACUGACAUGAUUUCUUCUAUCCAAACCAUGAAUCUGCUGCCUGCAAAGAUUUAAUAUUUAUUUGUCAUUUUUGGAUGGCUAAGAAGUACUCACAUCACAUUCAAGUUAGAAGGUUUUUUUUGUUUAUUUUAAAACAUUUUUAACAAAUAGAAAGACCAGCAGGGACUAUACUUUUACUUGUUAAAUUAUUUUUUUGGGAGGGGUGUUAGGACCUUUGAUAGCCUUGGAAUGCUAAGAAGUUUAUUUUUAAUAUCGUGACAGAAGGCAUUAAAUAUUUGAGUUCUUUAUUAUAUUUGAUACUCUUGUAGUUGACUUUUCAAAAUUAACAUGUUACUAAUUGUUGACUUGGUUUUGAAGUUUGGUUUAACUAUAGUUGAAAUUGCAGAAAUCUUGUUUUACACUUGUAUUAAAGACAAAUUUAUUAAACUAAGUUAAUUUAGCACCAA